AGAUGUAGCUGUGACACCACUAGAUGUAGCUGUGACCCCACUAAUACCCACACACUAGAUGUAGCUGUGACACCACUGUAGCAAUGGCUUACUCGCUCCACCACAAUGGAAUUUACGGAGCUGAUAAAGAUAAAACAGAUAAAGAAUGUGAGGUGUUUGUUAGAUGUGUUUAGUGAGGUACCGGAGGGGCCGGGUGUGGUUAUUGUAUCUGCUCACGUGCUCUGCUAUGAGAGCGGCUCACUCAAGUUCCAAGUUCUCCACAAAAUGAUCCAGUCGGUGAUCCAGGAAAAGUCAGCAAGUACCCAGGAAUGUACACAGUGUACUGUGUACUGUAAAGACUUUCGGUGUAUAACCCUCUACAUUGAACAGAAGUUAGACUGUGAUCUGUUGGUUGAAACACUGAACUUGUUAUCUAACUUAGAUAACAUUGAACUUACCCUCCCUUUUUACUGUAAACCUAAAUCCAAGGAAGAAGUUUAUGAGAGUUAUGAUGAGCAUUUGGAGUUGGAAUGGUUAGAAUUUCCUCCGAGUGGCUGGACAAUUUCACGUGCUAAUUCUAAUUUCCAGAUAACGGAGUGGUACAGUGAGAUACUAGUGAUUCCAGCAGGGUGGGAGGAUGUUAUGUUGAAGCUUGCGGAAUGUCGUGUAGAGGAACGAGUUCCCCGUCCCACCUACAUGUACACACAUUCCACACGCGGUAAGUGUAUGGUGAUAACAGUAGGUGAUCUACAAGUUGCAAACUCGUUACAAUAUAAGAUCACUGAUAAGGACUACCGUGAUAUUGACUGCAUGUAUAUGAAGAGUGUUCUGGAUUGUUCGGGAGUCGCGACUAUUGUUACCGAGAGUCAUUUUAAAGAUAAGUUAAAAAAGCGAGACUACGAUGGCUGGGAUCAGCUCAAGUUGAAUGUCCCUACUGAAGAUUUGAAAUCUUGUAUCGGUGAGAUGAACAGAAGAGACAGUUGGACCCACGGUAACAAGAAAUGGUUGGAUAUGGUCUGGUUCAUGCUCUGUACCACUAAUACUCUACUCUCUAGAAUAGUCGAGGACGGCAGCAGUAUCCUUCUAGAAGUAUACCCCAGAAUCCUCUCUUCCCUGCUCCAAAUAUGCCUGGAAUCCCGUUACCGUACAAGCUACGGUUUCAUCACGUGUGUCCUCCGCAAAGAAUGGCUCCACGCCGGCUACAAAUUCCACACGAACUCCCUCGAGAACUCUUGUGCUGAAUUCCUCCUCUUCCUCCACUGUGUCCGGCAACUCACCCUCUGGUUUCCCGCACUAUUCCAGUUCUCGGAGGACCUCCUGAUAACACUCCAUGCUGCAGUGAACGCUUCCCGUUACGGUGACUUCCUGUGCGACUCACCACGUGAGAGGGACACAUUGCGGAUACCUCAGAGAACUGAGUGUUUCUGGGAGGAAGUGUUCGCUAGGAUCCCUCCACCUCCCUCUUAUAUAAACCCAGCUUACAAACCCCUCUCCGGGGUCAUUAAACCCCGUGUGGGGGCGCCGGAGAGUGUGCUAGGGUGGGGGAGGGUGUUUUUAAAACAUGCUGCCUUGGACAGGGAGGUGGAGGAAGUGGUGAGGAGGAGGGGUGAGUUGUAUCUUCAGUGGAAAUCAGUUGUUGUCGAGUGAAAUGUGAACUGUUUUAGGAGAGUGAAAUGUGAAAUGUUUUAGGAGAGUGAAAUGUGAACUGUUUUAGGAGAGUGAAAUGUGAACUGUUUUAGGAGAGUGAAAUGUGAACUUUUUUAGGAGAGUGAAGUGUGAAAUGUGACCUGUGUUAUUAUAUAAUUAUAUAGGAGAGUGAAAUGUAAAAUGUGACCUGUGUAGGAGAGUGAAAUUGUUCUUCUGUUACUACCACAUAACAGAGUCUAGGGAUUUUAGAUUGGCUCACGUGAUAUGUGAACUACCCCUUAUUAAUAUUAUAUUUAUAUUCAUACUAUUCAUUAAUCUGAAGGGAAAUUACAGAUCAUUAUUAAAUUUUAAAGUUUGUGCUGUUUUGUAACGGUUGAUUGUUCGUGCUUGAAAGUAAUUUGUGUUUGCGUCAGAUAUGUUUUUAAUUGAUUAUGUAAUAAUUAAAUAAUAAUUACUGGUUUUUAGCUGUUUAUGGGGCUGAUAAUUUUGUAUGAGUUUAAUUGAUGUUUAAUAGAAAAUUGAUUGUGGGCAUUGCGUUCCUUGUGGAUGAUUUUAUUGUAGCUAUUUUUCGUCAUGUUUCAGAGUUUUUUGUAA
Messenger RNA from Bolinopsis microptera, 2220 nucleotides. RefSeq names its product myotubularin-related protein 8-like. Gene Ontology annotation, cellular component: cytoplasm; membrane. The record is from RefSeq and is a predicted model, not a curated record. Gene Ontology annotation, biological process: phosphatidylinositol dephosphorylation. Gene Ontology annotation, molecular function: phosphatidylinositol-3-phosphate phosphatase activity. NCBI's taxonomy places the organism in Eukaryota, Metazoa, Ctenophora, Tentaculata, Lobata, Bolinopsidae. Bases 106 to 1626 code for a protein of 506 amino acids. The transcript has 9 exons.